AUGGAGGUCCUGCGCCAGCUGCGAGCGACGCUCGACGAGUGGGACAUUGCCGCGCUCAACGAGGCCGAGGAGCAACUAGGCGUCGACAAGACGUACGUAUUCCUUGGCCUCAUCGGCGCCGCGUACCUCGUGCUUGUGGGCGGCCUCGGCGCCGGCUUUCUAGCGACCACGAUGGGCUUUCUCUAUCCGGGCUACGCGUCCUUUCGCGUGCUCCAGAAGCCGGCGCUUGUGCGCAAAGCCGAGACGCGCCUCUGGCUCAUGUACUGGAUCGUCUUUGGCUGCUACAAGAUCGCGGAAGGCCUCGUCUUGGACCCGCUAUUUUCGUUAGUGCCCAACUACAACUCGUUCAAGCUCAUUGGCGUGAGCCUCCUCUUCGUGCCAUCGACGCGCCGCACGUGCAUGUUCUACAGCCGAUACCUCGUGCCCUUCCUCAAGCCCACCGAGGGCGCCAAGUUUGGCGUCGACUGCGCCACGAGCGACGUCGCCGAGACCGACCUCUUCCAGGACAUCGCUCGCUUCUUCACCAAGAAGGCGACGGCCAAGCCCAAGAGCAGCUAA
Molecule: messenger RNA, 558 nt
Organism: Saprolegnia parasitica CBS 223.65
Lineage: Eukaryota; Oomycota; Saprolegniomycetes; Saprolegniales; Saprolegniaceae
Exons: 2
Coding region: 1-558 (185 amino acids)
Source: RefSeq, a predicted model, not a curated record